Messenger RNA from Prunus persica (peach), 7847 nucleotides. RefSeq names its product MAG2-interacting protein 2. Gene Ontology annotation, cellular component: endoplasmic reticulum membrane; Dsl1/NZR complex. The transcript has 12 exons. Gene Ontology annotation, biological process: retrograde vesicle-mediated transport, Golgi to endoplasmic reticulum. Bases 411 to 7655 code for a protein of 2414 amino acids. Gene Ontology annotation, molecular function: SNARE binding. The record is from RefSeq and is a predicted model, not a curated record. Lineage: Eukaryota; Viridiplantae; Streptophyta; Magnoliopsida; Rosales; Rosaceae.
AUAGUACUAUUAUAGGGAUGAGGUGUAUACAAUUGGAUGGUCCAUCUAUUUGGGCUCUCAUUCAAAAUAGGAUCAGUGUUGAAGGCCCCAUGCGGCCACAAGUUGUCAAGUUCUGUCCCCAAGUCCAAAGCCAAAAGCUAACUGUUUAAAGCCAAUUAUUCUUUUUGACGGCCCCAUAUUCUAGUCCAGGCCCGAAAACUCUGAGUCCGGGUGCGGUUUCACCCCCGAAAAAACAAAAAAAAAAGAUUUGAGAAAGAGGAAAGACAGAAAGAAAGAAGACAUGAACGAAACCAAUGGUGGUGUGCGUUUACUCUCUCUUUCUAAAGAGUCGAAAAUCAUAUGCUGGUGUGGUUUUUGAGGUCUAGGGUUUGAGAUCUUGGAGGGUGGAAAAGACACUGAAACAUUUGGCCAUGGAUGAACCAACCCCCACAGUGUUUUACGAGACACGACGUCACAUUACGAGGCCCUAUACUCCCAGUUACCCUCCCCAACAGGCCAAUGACGGCAGUAAAGGGAGCUUUCUUUCACUGCUUUCCCUUCAAGGUGUGAACCAACUCAAAGAGAAAUGGAACGAAUACAAACAGCCAAGAAAAUUGAGAAAAUUGGCAUCAUUGUUUAUCUCUCCAAGAGGUGAACGUGUGGCUGUGGCUUCUGGAAAUCAGAUAACAAUUUUGCAGAAGGAGGAUGACUACUCAAAGCCAUGUGGCACUUUUACAAGUGGCAGCCUUGCUUCAUUUACAACAGGGACUUGGUCAGAAAGUCAUGAUGUUCUCGGAGUUGCUGAUGACACUGAUACACUAUAUUUUAUCAAAGCAAACGGUGAUGAGAUAACGAGGAUCGCGAGGAGGCAUUUAAAAGUAUCUCUACCAGUAAUAAGCCUGAUUGUGCAGGAUGAUUCUGAUGCACAGAAAUCUUGUCUGUGUAGCUUUAUUGUGGUCACAUCUGAUGGUUCCCUUCAGCAUGUUGAGAUCUGUCAGGAUCCAAGUUCCUCCAUAUAUUCUGCACGCACCUCAAAUAAUGGAUUAACUGCAAAGGGGCAGUUCCCUGACAAUGUUUUAUGCGUUGACUACCAACCAGGGCUUUCUUUGCUUGCUGUUGUCACACUAACCUCAGGUUCUUGUUAUCUUUCUCUUUGGGGUAGAAGUAGGAUCAUUGAUCUGGAGCAGCUUGUUACCAUUCAGUUUGAGGGUUUUUAUUCCAAACCAAAAGGUCAGAAAAGUAAGCUAGCACAUCCAAAGGUGCUAAUCUCCCCACAAGCCAAAUUUGUUGCAACUUUAGAUGUGACAGGAUGCUUGCACAUAUUUAAGCUGGAUAAAGACUGCUUUUCACUUUCAAAUUUUACAUGCAGAGAGAGAUGCGAGUCAGAACUGACCAAUAAUUUGUCAAGUGGAGAGGGGGAACAUUUAAGUGACAUUGUGGAUUUUACUUGGUGGUCUGACCACAUCCUUGCUUUUGCAAGAAGGAGUGGCAUUGUUACCAUGCUUGACAUCCUUAGUGGCUUGAAAGUUCAGGAAAAUGGAACUGUAUAUUCUAAGCCCAUUAUAGAAAGAAUAAAUAUGUUUCAAGGAAACAUUUUUCUUUUGGAGACCAUUUCAUCUGAAAAGAGAUCAAACUCAAAGGAAACUAAUGAUUCACAUAGUAUGGAGCAUAUUGCAGUGGACAGCCUUGACCAAAUUGACAUUUCUUCAUUGAACUGGAGCCUUGUAUCAUUUUCUGAGAGGUCCAUCCUGGAAAUGUAUAACAUUUUGAUUAGAAAUGAAAAAUAUCAGGCUGCCUUGGAUUUUGCUGAUUGUCAUGGGUUGGAUAAAGAUGAAGUCAUAAAAUCACAGUGGUUGCAUUCAAGUCAAGGAGCAAAUGAAAUAAGUACCUUUUUAUCAAAAAUUAAGGAUAAACCUUUUAUACUUUCUGAAUGUGUUGAUAAAGUUGGACCUACAGAAGAUGCUGUGAGGGCCUUACUUGCAUAUGGGCUGCGCCUAACCAACCAGUAUGGGUUUUCUGAACCUGAAAAGGAUGAAUGUACGGAAAUUUGGGAUUUCCGCAUGGCUAGACUUCAGUUAUUGCAAUUCAAAGACCGGUUGGAGACGUUUCUUGGGAUAAAUAUGGGCAGGUUUUCUGUGCAGGAAUAUAGAAAAUUUCGAGCUAUGCCUAUAAAUGAAGCUGCUCUUACUCUUGCUGAAAGUGGGAAAAUUGGGGCUUUAAAUCUCCUGUUCAAGCGCCAUCCUUAUUCACUGGCUCCUUUCAUAUUGGAUAUUUUAGCUGCUAUCCCUGAAACAGUUCCUGUACAAACAUAUGGGCAGCUUCUCCCAGGGAGGUCUCCCCCAACAAGUGUAAUUUUGAGAGAAGAGGAUUGGGUUGAAUGUGAGAAAAUGAUAAAUUUUAUCAACAGAUCACCCAAGGACCAUGAGAUUUGUAUCCAAAUCCAGACUGAACCCAUACUCAAGCAGUGCCGAGGAUCUGUUUGGCCAUCUACUAAUGAACUUUCAACAUGGUACAAGAAGAGAGCUAGAGAUAUUGAUAGUUGUAGUGGACAGCUAGAUAAUUGCCUUUGCUUGAUUGAGUUUGCUAAUCGCAAAGGUGUAUAUGAGUUGCAGCGAUUCCAUGAGGAUGUCUCAUAUUUGCACCAACUUAUUUAUUCUGAUGACAGUAUUGGUGAAAUAAAUUCCAGUCUGAGUCUUGUCAUUUGGGAACAAUUAUCUGACUAUGAGAAAUUUGGGAUGAUGCUUAAAGGAGUUAAAGAAGAAAAUAUGAUUGGAAGAUUGCGUAAUAUGGCAGUUCCAUUUAUGCAAAAUAGGUUUCAUUAUACAGUCUCAGUUUCACAGGAUCAGGUUGCAGAUAAUCAUCUUACCCCAGAGCAUAACAAGGUCGAGUCAUUUCUGGUUAGAUGGCUAAAGGAAACUGCUUCCGAGAACAAAUUGGACAUCUGCUUGCUUGUAAUAGAGGAAGGGUGCUGUGAUUUCCAAAGUAAUAGCCUAUUUAAGGAUGAGGUUGAAGUCAUAGACUGUGCCCUGCAGUGCAUUUAUUUGUGCACUUCUACUGAUAGGUGGAGUACUAUGGCAACCAUAUUGUCAAAGCUUCCACAUAUUCAAGAUGGUGAAAUAAUUGUUGAUGAUCUUGAGAGAAGAUUGAAAUUGGCAGAAGGCCACAUUGAAGUAGGGAGGCUCCUGGCAUUUUAUCAGGUACCAAAGCCUCUGAAUUUUUUCCUAGAAUCUCAUGCUGAUGGAAAAGGUGUAAAGCAAAUUCUUCGCCUUAUACUGUCAAAGUUUAUACGUCGACAACCUGGUCGAUCAGAUACUGAUUGGGCAAGCAUGUGGCGUGAUAUGCAAUGCAUUAGGGAUAAGGCAUUUCCUUUCCUGGACCUGGAGUAUAUGUUGAUGGAAUUUUGCAGAGGGCUGCUGAAAGCUGGGAAGUUUUCUCUUGCCAGGAAUUAUUUAAAGGGUACAAGUUCAGUUGCUUUGGCAUCUGAGAAGGCUGAAAAUCUUGUCAUACAAGCUGCAAGGGAGUAUUUUUUCUCAGCUUCGAGUCUUACUUGUACUGAAAUCUGGAAGGCUAAGGAAUGCCUCAAUUUAUUUCCAAGCAGCAGAAAUGUCAAAGUGGAGUCUGAUAUUAUUGAUGCACUUACUGUUAGACUUCCCAGACUUGGAGUGACUCUCUUACCCAUGCAAUUCAGGCAAAUAAAAGAUCCGAUGGAGAUUAUUAAAACGGCAAUCACAUGCCAAAAUGGUGCAUAUUUACAUGUUGAUGAACUCAUUGAGAUUGCUAAACUUCUUGGAUUGAGUUCUCCAGACAACAUAUCUUCUGUUCAGGAAGCGAUUGCCAGAGAAGCUGCAGUUGCUGGUGAUCUCCAAUUGGCCCUUGAUCUGUGUCUUGUUUUGGCUAAGAAAGGGCAUGGUCACAUUUGGGACUUAUGUGCUGCAAUAGCAAGGGGUCCUGCCCUUGAAAACAUGGAUAUAAAUUCUCGAAAGCAGUUAUUGGGUUUUGCUUUGAGCAAUUGUGAUGAGGAAUCCGUUAGUGAGUUGCUCCAUGCAUGGAAAGAUUUAGAUUUGCAAGGUCAAUGUGAGACAUUAAUGAUGUUGACAGGGACUGAAUGUCCAGAUUUUUCAAUUCAAGGCUCCUCGGUUAUUACAGGCCCAGUCCAUGGUAUUCAAGAUAUAAUCAACCUAAAAGGUUGCUUGGAAAUGGUUGAAGGAGCUAGUUGUGACGAUCAAGAAGUUCAUCUUAGUAACAUUAAAAAUUUACUUUCUGUUGUUGCUAAAAAUUUGCCUGUUGUGAAUGGAACCAGUUGGGAAUCUGUUUUGACAGAAAAUGGAAAACUUUUGUCUUUUGCUGCCCUACAACUUCCAUGGUUGCUUCAACUAAGUAGGAAUACAGAACACAGUAAGAAAUCGAUUGGUAACUUGAUUCCUGGAAAGCAAUAUGUGAGUGUAAGAACACAAGCUUUAGUGACCAUUCUGUCCUGGUUGGCAAGAAAUGGUUUUGCUCCUACAGACCAUGCGGUUGCGUCUUUGGCAAAAUCAAUUAUUGAACCACCUGUUACCGAAGAGGAAGACAUAGUGGGUUGCUCCUUUCUCUUGAAUCUGGGGGAUGCCUUUAAUGGGGUUGAAGUCAUUGAAGAGCAGCUUAGAACAAGGAAGGAUUACCAAGAAAUUUCUAGCAUCAUGAAUGUGGGGAUGACUUAUAGCUUGUUAUAUAGUUCAGCAAUUGAGUGUGAAGGUCCUAUGGAAAGGAGGGAGCUGCUACUGAGGAAGUUUAAAGAAAAGCACACACCACCUAGUACUGAUGAAAUAAACAAAUUUGACAAGGUACAGUCUACCUUUUGGAGAGAAUGGAAACUGAAAUUAGAAGACCAAAAGCGCGUUGCAGAUCGCUGUAGAGCAUUAGAGAAAAUAAUCCCUGGCGUUGACACUGCACGCUUUUUGUCUCGGGACUUUAAUUACAUUGGAAGUGUUGUUUUUCCCCUGAUUGAUUCAGUAAAGUUAGAGAAGAAGCACAUUUUGAAGGACGUUUUAAAAUUAGCUGAUGAUAAUGGCUUGAACCGUGCAGAGGUCUUUCUACGUUAUCUGAGUUCUGUCCUUGUUUCUGAGGUUUGGUCCAAUGAUGAUAUUACUUACGAAAUUUCAGAAUUUAAAGGAGAAAUAGUUGGCUAUGCUGUAGAAACCAUCAAAGCUGUCUCCUCUGAUGUAUACCCUGCAAUUGAUGGAUGCAACAAGUUGCGUCUUGCUUACAUGUUUGGUCUGUUCUCUGACUGCUACUUGCAACUGGAAGAAAGCAGAAAAGAAUUACCAAUUAUACACCCUGAUCAAGAGCAUCUAUCUGGUUUUGGAUUAUCUCGUUUUUACAAGUUAAUGGAGCAAGAGUGCAAGAGAGUUUCGUUUCUUGCGAACCUAAACUUCAAAAAUAUUGCUGGCUUAGGUGGUUUAAACUUAAAGUGCUUAAGCCAUGAAGUCUACAUGCACAUAUAUGAAAGUAGCUUGGAAGCCUUGGCAACGAUGGUAGAGAGCCUUGCCAGUAUAUAUUCUGACCCAUUGUCGAAGGGUCUCAUAACAUGGCAAGAUGUCUACAAGCAUCAUGUUUUGAGUUUGUUGACACCUUUGGAGGCUAAAGCCGGAACUGAUUCGAUCAUCAAAAGCACUGAGGACCUUCAAUGCUUCAUUUGUCAACUUGAGCAGAGCUAUGAAUAUUGCAGAAAGUAUAUUAUACUCUUGGCGCAUGUAGAUUCUUUGAACAUUAUGAAGCGGUAUUUCACCAUAAUUGUUCCUCUUUUGGGUUCUUAUGGGACUCUACCAGAUAACUCAGCUUGGCAAGAAUGUCUUAUAAUUCUCUUGAACUUUUGGAUAAGAAUGAUUGAUGAGAUGAAGGACAUUGCAUCUCAUGAGGAAGCCAAAGAAAAUUGCAGGCUGAAUCUGGAUUGCUUAGCGUGUUGUCUAAAGAUUUUCAUGAGGCUGGUAAUAGAAGACACUGUCUCGCCAAGUCAGGGCUGGGGUACAAUUGUCAGCUUUGUCAGUCAUGGUUUAAUUGGCGACUCUGCUUCUGAACCAUAUAUGUUCUGUAGAUCGAUGAUUUUUUCUGGUUGUGGGUUUGGAGCUGUGGCUGAAGUAUUUUCUCAAGCAGUAGGGGGUCCCACUGGUUCCACUUUGGCAGGUGACACUGAAGUCCAGGAACUUCCCCUUCUCUACUUAAAUAUUUUGGAACACAUUUUAAAGGAUGUGGUUGUCCGUGAGUGGCAGGACUAUGAGAACUUGUAUAAGCUUUUAUCAUCUUUGAGUAAAUUAGAAGGUGAUUUAGAGUAUUUGGAUAAGGUCAGGCAUUUAGUUUGGGAAAGAAUGGCUAAGUUCUCAGAUAACCUGCAGCUACCAGGGUCAGUUAGAGUUUGUACUUUAGAGCUUAUGCAAUUCCUCACUGGUAAAAGUACCAAAGGUUUGUCUGCUAGUAUACAAUCUAGUGUUAUGCCAUGGGAAGGAUGGGACGAGGUGCAUUUUAUGAGUAACAAAAGUGAAACUACUGAUCAGGGGUUGGUUGAUCAUAAUGAUACACCUAACAGGUUUACAAGUACAUUAGUUGCCCUCAAAUCAUCACAGCUUGUGGCAACCAUAUCACCCACCUUGGAAAUUACUUCCGAUGAUCUCUCGAAUCUAGAGAAAGCUGUUUCUUGCUUCCUAAAGCUGUGUGAUGUUGCUCAAUCAUAUUCCCAUGUUGGUUCUUUGCUCGCCAUGUUAGGAGAGUGGGAAGGAUUUUUCUUGGUGAGGGAAGAUAAGAAACCCUCUGUAGAAGCUUCUGAUGCUGGAAAUGACUGGAAUGAAAACUGGGAUGAAGGAUGGGAGAGUUUCCAGGAAUUAGAACCUCCUGUUAAAGAAAAGGAGAGUUCCUUUUCCAUUCACCCUUUGCACGCAUGUUGGUUGGAGAUUUUCAAAAAACUUGUAAUGCUCUCCCAGUUUAAAGAUGUUCUAAGACUGAUUGAUCAGUCCUUGCUGAAAUCUAAUGGGAUAUUGCUUGAUGAAGAUGGUGCGAGGAGCUUGAGCCAGAUUGUUCUCGAAAGAGAUUGCUUCACGGCUUUAAAGCUGGUGCUACUACUGCCUUUUGAAACGCUACAGUUGCAGUGUUUGGCCGCUGUUGAAGACAAGUUGAAGCAAGGAGGCAUCUCCGACUCGAUUGGUGGGGACCAUGAGUUAUUAAUGCUAGUAUUAUUCUCUGGGGUUUUGCCCACUAUCAUCUCCAAUUCUUCCUAUGGUAACACUUUAUCUUGUAUCUGCUAUUUGGUCGGCAACUUAUCCCACAAGUUUCAAGCAGCUCGGUUACAAAAUGAGAGGCUUGUUCAGAAAGGAAAGGGUGGAUGCAAAGAAGAAAAUGAGAGUUGGUUGUUGGUUUUUAGAAGAAUGCUCUUCCCCUGUUUUAUUUCAGAGCUUGUGAAGGCAGAUCAGCAACUUCUGGCAGGACUCAUUGUUACAAAAUUUAUGCACACAAAUGCGUCACUUGGUCUUGUUAAUGUUGCAGAGGCAAGUCUUGGUCGGUUUUUAGAGGUGCAGCUCCAUGGACUACAUGACCCCCUUGAUGAGACGCGUUCGCAAGAAACCUUGAAAAAUGUUGUUUCUAGUUUGAGAGGCAAGUUGGAAAAUCUGAUCCAGGGUGCAUUAUCGUUGCUUUCAACCAAUGCUAGAUGAGAAGGCAUGAUGAGCUUUUUCUUCCCAAUCAAAAUAGUUGUCUUUGCACUCGGAGUGGCGAGUUGUGUAUUUUUUUGUUAGGUAGUGAUUCGAAAUGUAUAUAUUUAAACAAAGAGUGUAAACUAGACGCCAUGUUUAUUGUUUUACUAAAGGAAUACAUAUUAUCCACUGAGGCGUAGUGAUCCUUCUGGC